Molecule: messenger RNA, 2455 nt
Organism: Pocillopora meandrina
Lineage: Eukaryota; Metazoa; Cnidaria; Anthozoa; Scleractinia; Pocilloporidae
Source: the annotation of a GenBank genome assembly
GAUCCAGAAUGGGCCCGCUCGGCCAGAGAACUUAAGUCGACAGGUUACCUCACUGGCAAACCAAAUGAACAUUUCGAAGCAAAACCGAAGACUAAGCCGAAGACUAAGCCGGAGCCUGAGUGGAAGACGGCUUCUUUACGAAAAAAGGAGGCCGAUAAACCCACCAAGACGCAGUCGGAGUAUUGGGAGGAGGCGCGGCCGGACUGGGCGAAAGGAAAGAACCCUGUCGAUAAACCCAAGAUCCCUGAAAAACCCAAACCCAAAGCGAAAGAUUACUGGAAAGAAGCAAGACCCGAAUGGAGCAAAGGAAAAAGCUCCGUCGCCAAACCUACUGCAGGAGAUAUUAAAAAGAUAGAGGAGAAGAAGAAGUACGAGUAUCCAAAACCUGACUGGGCAACUCGAGGGAGGAACAAAGAUAAGGUAAGAUACUUCUUCUUUAACCUAACAUCAGUUUGCGUACUCUCCAUACUGUUCUUUGGACAUUUCCAAAGGUGCUGACAAGGAUAUUAUUUACUGCGAUCUUUGCUCGAAACUUUAAGGUUUAGUUUAAGUUGUGCUUUAGAAAUUUAAAUGAACUAACCCGAACGUAAUUAAGAAAUCUACGAAAGGAUCUGUUCGCUGUCAAGUAGUCCAAAGCUUCUUGUGAAUUGUUUAUGCAACUUGCUCUGAUGCUGCAAACAAGAUUACGUAUCGACCACAUCUUGCCAAAUUUUUUAAUACGUAUAGACUGAAACGUUUUAACUGACACUCAGUCCUCAGUGUAUCUUCGUUAUAUAAAUAUUUAAAUGUGCUCUUAAAUAUUUUAUAUGAUCUUCCAACUAGAGAUAAAGCUUUAAAUCUUGUGAAAGUAAGGCCCUCGAUAUAUUUCGCUCCCUUUUAAAACUUAAACUUUCAGUACCUGAACUACGGCCAGCCUUGGUAGAUUAUGUAAAAUUAUCCGUCAUUGUAUUUUUUGUAGAUGCAGGCGUCAGACGAGCAAGAUGGCAACAAAGGUCUUCUUAAAGCCGAGUUGGAAAACAUAUUUGGAAAACCCAAACCGAAAGAGGCGGGUAGUCACCGAGUAGUGGUCAGUAAUAAAAAGAACGACGUCGCUGAUCUUCAUCGUACAUAUUGUUUAUCACUAUCCACGGCGGUCAUUUUCUAUGAUCUUUAGGCCGAAGGAAAACGUAGUUGAAAUUAGUAAAAAUUGCAUUCUUAAUGUUUACUUCGCUUUCUUGAAUAAAAACACGUUUUUCGAUUAACGCGAAAGCCACAUGCCAAAAGUUAAUGAGUUUGAGGACUUGAUAAAUUUACUAAAAAACGUACUGUCCAGUUGUUUUUGGCCACAAUGCUUUCAGCUUACAUCGUAAAUUGAUUACAGUAACUGGAACGAUUGAAAUUCAGUCAAUGUCAAUGUCAAUGAAAGUCAGUCAAUGUUCUUUUAUUUUCUAAAAACAAACAGAAAAGACGCCAUUCCUCCGAGGGCAUCGAGGAAAGUUAUCGAGCAAGCAUACGGUGAGAAAAAAAAUCAUUUUUUUUCUUAACGAGCUAGUCUCAAUCUAGUUCUGCGCAUUAUAGUGAGGCGUACCAAUGUAAGCGAUCACAGAUGAAAAAAUAGAGAAUGACGUGGAAAUGAAAGCGGGGCAUUCGUUUAAGUGUUCAACUUACGUCCGUAUAUGUGCAGUUUCACUUCUAAGUAGUAUGUGUAUGACUUCUACUCUGAGCAGGCAAGAAAGGAUUAAUUAUCCUCUCUCGGAGCAAGCCAUCAUCGGGAGUUAAGGCCAAGUAAGCCUAAAACCGUCCUGACACUGGCUCUGUACUUUUACCUUUGAUAGAAAAUUUGCAGACCAUCGUCGCAGUCUGAUAGUGAAAACAAAACAUCGACCAACGUCCAAUCCUGUUAAGCAGCUGUUGUCACGCGAGGAUGUAAGAAGUGAGCUGUAAGGUGUGGAUUGGAGUCUAAGAAUGUCAGUAUCUACGUUCCGUUUGUCUAAAUUAGCGUGCAGACACGCGGUGAGAAUUCAUUCUCAUCAAGUACCAAGUGGCUUAAAAGGGUGAAUGAAUCGGUCGGCUUCAUCUGGUAAAUUGCUCUUUUCCUUUCUCUUUCAAGGUUACAUUUCAGAAAGUAUAAGUUUAGUUUACGUUUUAAAAAUAUUUUGGCAUCAAAAAGGGAAGUCUAGAGCAAGUGACCUGGAUUUUAUAAAUCUCGUAAAUUGCCAACAUUGUUCAUAAAUUUAAUAACGACUACAAGCGUUGGUUUUUAUCUCGUCGAACUUAUGUACAGAUGAUGUGUGGACGUCAAUACUCUGAACCGUUUCAUUACACUAUAUUUAAUUGCUGCUGAGAUCAAAUCUGUUCAUUCAAACUUUAAGUUAAGGGACGUGAUUUAUUUUGUUGCGUUGUAUCAUUGUAGUUAGAGCAUGAGAGGAUAAGACUGGUUAAAGAUAUGCGCACAAGUUUCAGAACUCUGCAAUGA